Molecule: messenger RNA, 1626 nt
Organism: Symbiodinium natans
Lineage: Eukaryota; Dinophyceae; Suessiales; Symbiodiniaceae
Source: the annotation of a GenBank genome assembly
AUGGUCUUCGGCACGCCAGUUCUCAUGAUGUGCCUGGCAAGACCGUUCCCGCAGGAGGUACUGGCGGCGUUGACCCUGCUGACAUCCGCCUUCGUCUACUCGAACACGCUGUAUAUGUUCAUCUUUGCCGGGCUUGGGCUACGAAGGAUGCUUGCGCAGUCCAAGCUUGAUCCGGCCAGCAUCUGUGAAGCCUACACCGCCGACUUGCCGUCCACCCCAAGCGGCAAGAGCGGCUUCCAAAGGCCCAGCUUGGACCCUAAAACCGUGAAGCAUUGGAUCAUCUUGCCGCAAUACAAGGAGGACAUCGAGACGGUGGCGUUGUCGAUGAAAUCUGCGGCCAGCAGUUGCUAUGCGAAGUCGUCCAUCAGCAUCUUACUGGCUAUGGAGGAAAGAGAGACAGAUGCAGAAGACAAAGUCAAGCAGCUCACGGAGCAGUUCAAGGAUCAGUUUGAAGACAUCAAGGCAAAUUACCAUCCGGCAGACCUGCCCAAUGAUCCGCCCGGCAAAGCGAGCAACGUCAGUCACGCCUUUCGAUACUUGCUCAGCCAGGUGCACUCCUUGGAGAACACCGUUUUGACGGUGGCGGAUGCGGACUCGGAGUUUGGCCAAGGCUACUUCGAGACCUUGUCCUGGAAGUUUGCGGAGUGUGAUCCGACAGAGAGAUACACCAAAAUCUGGCAAUCGCCAGUUUUCCACAUGAAGAACUACCAUCGCCAGCCGGCCCCUGUCGUGGUGGGCACCAUGUUCACUUCCAUGCAGGAGCUUGCCGGACUUUCGGACCCCAGUGCCGUGCGCUUCCCUUACUCCACCUACUCCUUGUCCGUGGCAUUGGCCAGGCAGGUGGGCGGCUGGGAUGUGCAGUGGAUUGCGGAAGACUACCACAUGGGGAUCAAGUGCUUCCUGAUGACUUUGGGCAAGACCACUGUGGAGCCGGUGAUGACGCCAAUGAUGAAUUAUGUUCCCGAGGACGAGAAAGGCGACUGGUAUGGUACUUGCAUGGCACGGUGGGUCCAGCUGAAGCGGCACGCUCUGGGCUUCUCCGACUUCUCCUACUAUUUCAUGAUGCUGCCGCUUGUGUUCAGCUACUCGACUUCGAACGUGGGCCAGAACACCGAGGGCCUUCAGGGCUUCUGGCGCAUGCUGAGCUACGGCACGACCUUGCUUAUCCGUCUGGUGAACGUUCACGUGCUCAUCGGAGUUCUGUCCACCUAUGGCGCCAUGGAGGCAGCGCUGAAGCUGAUCAUCAGAACUUUCUUCAGGUUUGAUCGGUGGCCUGAUUUCCUGUUCUUUCAUGUCGGAGUUUUCCCGAAGUACCUCAUGAUCGUGACGGUGGUGUUCACCAUCUUUGUGUCCAUCGUCUUCUUCAUGACGUAUGAGGUCUUGCUCAAGAAGCGCGUGGAGGGUCAGGCAAGUCAUGGUCGGUUCGUGCACUGGCUUCAGAAUCUGGCAGGCUUGGCCCUGGGCUCACCCAUCUACUUCGUAAUGCUGGGCUACGCCAUCUGGCGGGCAGCACUCAUGGUGUUGACCCAGCGGUCAUUUGAAUACCACGUGGCGCCCAAGCCGAAGAAGGCGGACGCUUCCCAGAGCUCUGAGUCUGAAGAAGGACACGACCCCAAGAUGGCCUAG